AUGAACGCAACGUUCUACCUUUGGUGCCGAGCACUUCAGGGGAGCAGUGUGGUCUGGGGAGCCCUCGCAGGCCUUGCCUACUUUGGGAUGGUGGCAUCCUGGGGAGGCUACGUCUUCGUGAUCAACCUCAUAGGCUUGCAUGCCGGCUGUCUGUCUUUGCUGCACUACUCCGCACGUCUGCACCGUGCGUACACCGCCUUCUUCGUGGUGGGUACCGCAAUGGCCGUCGAUCUCUCAGAGGGUGCAGAUACCCGUUGUGGGCCAGGCACCACUGAGGCUCCCACGCUUUACGAGCCAUUUGGGAGCCUGGAGCAGGUUGGGCCACUGCUGGUCUUCGUCUUUGUCCAGGUUCUGGAAGGCCUUUCCGCCUGGCAGAGGAGACGCAAGCUGCGUGAUGAGGACUUCCGGCAUUGGCGCUACCAGGUCCUGUUCGGUUUCGGUGCGGCGGCGGUGCUGCUUGCAUCAGUCCUCUUGAAGCUCGGCUACGUUGCACCGGUCUCCAGCCGGGUGCGGGGUCUCUUCGUCAAGCACCGCACAGGGAACCCGCUGGUGGAUUCGGUUGCAGAGCACCAGGCAACGAGCCCGCGAGCAUAUUGGCAGUUCCUGCACCAUAUGUGCACCAUGGCCCCUUUGGGCUUUCUUGUUUGCCUCACAAGUCCCAGCGACGCGAAGGGCUUUCUGCUGAUUUACGGGGCUGUCACCUAUUACUUCUCUUCAAAAAUGAAUCGGCUGGUGCUGCUCCUUGGGCCGGUCGCUGCCGCUUUAGGGGGCGUGGGCGUGGCCUGGGCCCUGCGGUGGGCGCUACGGCAGCUUGGGAUCGAGGUCCCCGCUGGGGAAGAAGGGGUCACGGAAGAGCAGGAAAAGGACAAGGACAAGGGCACCGCUGAAGCCAGCGACGAAGGCAGCUGGAGAGAGCUGCUGGAAGAGCUGAAGCGUCCGCUGAGCCAGGCCUACGAGGAGGCGAGCUUGCAACGAAAGGCAACCGCUGGUAUCGUGCUACUGAUGCUCCUGAUCUGUGGCCUGGAGUUCGUGAACUAUUGCUGGGCUGUCGCUGAUCGCCUGUCGCAGCCGUCCAUCAUCAAAAAGCGGCGCGUGGACAACGAGGAGCUUCUGGUGGACGACUACCGGGAGGCAUACUGGUGGCUGCGUGACCAGACCCCGCAGGACGCCCGAGUCUUGGCUUGGUGGGACUACGGCUACCAGAUCAAUGGCUUGGCCAACCGGACCACGCUGGCGGAUGGGAACACCUGGAACCACGAGCAUAUCGCGCUGCUGGGGCGUUGUCUCACAGGUCCCGAGAAGGACUCCCACGAGGUAAUUCGUCACCUGGCAGACUACGUGCUCAUAUGGGCAGGUGGAGACGACGUUGCGAAGUCGCCACACAUGGCACGGAUCGCAAACUCUGUAUACCACAAUGUCUGCCCGGGCGACUCCAUGUGCACCGCCUUCCGACUGAACCGGACAACCAAGGAGCCCACUGAGACCAUGAGCCGGUCUUUGAUUUGGAAGAUGCAUGGCCAUGGUGUGGUCGACGACGUCCAGGUGGACCCAGAGCUCUUUGAGGAAGCCUACACCAGCAAGCUUGGGCUGGUACGCAUCUUCAAGGUUCUGAACGUGUCAGAGGAAUCCAAGGAGUGGGUGGCGGACCCACGAAACUGGAACUGCGAUGCUCCAGGCAGCUGGCACUGUCAGGGCCGGUACCCUCCGGCCAUCCACCGCGUCUUGGGUGAGCAGAAGGCCUUCCAACAGCUGGAGGACUUCAAUGCUCCUCGGGACCGGAAGGCGUGA
Symbiodinium pilosum is the source of this 1788-nucleotide messenger RNA. Lineage: Eukaryota; Dinophyceae; Suessiales; Symbiodiniaceae. The record is from the annotation of a GenBank genome assembly.